Messenger RNA from Sordaria macrospora k-hell, 957 nucleotides. RefSeq lists its product as uncharacterized. Lineage: Eukaryota; Fungi; Ascomycota; Sordariomycetes; Sordariales; Sordariaceae. The record is from RefSeq and is a predicted model, not a curated record.
AUGCCUCUCAAGUACCUUUCGCCUCUUCUUCUGGCCGGUAGUGCCACGGCCUUCGAGUUUUACGGCCUUGGUCUCAAAGCCCUCGCGGCGAACAAUGCGGUCAAUGCGGCCGCAUCAACAGAUGCCGGAUACAAAGCCUGUAACUCGGUCAGCUCCGUGGUGAUGUCCUGCUCCGCCGCCGGAUCUAUCGCCGAAAGCGUCCCCGAGGCGUCCCAGGCGGCCUGUGUCUGCUGCCAGGGCAACAGUGAGCUGGACCCGGUGUACUCGAACUGCGCCGCCUAUGUCAGCACUGCUCUUCAAAACCCAUCCUUGGCUUCAGUAUACGGAGCCGUAUACACCGUCUGCGCCAGCUACGAGUGCGGAGCUGCAGCCGCGCCAUCAACAACUAAGCCGCCAUCUGCUGCGGCUACUACCUCCCGCGCCACCAUUACCUCCGCCCCCGUGAUUCCCACAGCAUGCUCUUCCGUCGUUUCCAUCGCCAGCCGCUGCGCCGGCGACGACGAGGACGAGGUCGUCUCCUGCUUGUGCCACGACACCUCGGGCAAGACCAACACCCAGGUUCAGAACUGGGCUAGCAGCUGUCUUCCCUGGGCCAAGUCGAACUCUCCUGAGGAUGUAACAGUGGUCGAAGUCCUCGAAACCAUCUGCGCCGCCGGCGCCGGCGCCGGUUCCUCUCUCUCCGUCAAAGCCACCCAGAGCUCUGGCGGCGACGACGAAUCAAGUCUUACCAACCGCCCCGCUUUCGGUCUGCCCACCGGCACUGCGAGCAGCAGCGAUGUUGAUGAUGACGUGACGACUGCCGUCACUCAGACGAGGAUCGUGGAGACGGAGGCGCCGGCUGUUUCGUCGAGCAGGUCCAGCGCGGCGGGCGCCAUGAUGGUUCAGCAGCCGUUGGGAGGGGUGGCUGCGUGGGUUGUUAAUGGGUUGGUUGCUGUUGCUGGGUAUUUGGUCGUUUAA